UAUGCUUAAUGGGGCUCUAGGAGGCACCUGCCCAGGUGGUCAAAAUAAUAGGCAGGUAAGGUACGCUAAAGAAGCAACCCUUAGUAACCUUAGUGAGAGAACACGUUGCUAUGUAACUUUUUGCCCCGGCUGUAUUCCGUAAAAGUCCCCGGUCCACUUUCUUCGACCUCAUGAGUGACGAUUCUUUUCCACCAGAAUCUACACUUUUUUUUUUUUCUUCUUUAAGCACAUUCCUCGUUUGUGUUGACAGUUGCACUAUUAUUUAGUGGCGAUUUGCAAGGGCUUAAGUUUGGAGAAAGACUGAGGUUCACUUGAAGACAUGUGGCAUCUUUAAACCACCGCAAAUCUUCGUAUUCUUCGCUUUCUUCACACUUAUAUCACCAGCCCCUCUAUUAUUCACUUCUUCUCGGUUAAGCUUGGACCGUUCUUCUUACAUGCCCACCGAUAGGUCCUUACGGUCUUUCUAACAUUUCACUUCCUGUUUUAUUCCCGUAAGACGCGAAACGAAAAAGAAAUUGACGGCGAUAUCGUUCCCUUUCCUUCGUCGCUCAUCAUGGAGAGUGCCUUUGCGAAACCCAUACCUGAAGUGCUGGCCAACUUCAAGGUAGAUGCCAAAGCUGGCCUUACGGACGGACAAGUCAGUGAAUUGCGAACCAAAUAUGGAAAUAAUUCUAUCCCAGAAGAACCGCCGACGCCCCUCUGGGAACUUAUUCUCGAGCAAUUCAAAGACCAACUGGUUAUAAUUCUUUUGGGAUCUGCUGCUGUUUCUUUCGUAUUAGCCCUCUUUGAGGAUGAUGAAGCUGGCUGGAGCGCAUUCGUUGAUCCUUUGGUUAUUUUAACUAUCCUUGUGCUUAAUGCUGUCGUUGGUGUGUCCCAAGAAAGCAGCGCCGAGAAAGCGAUUGCCGCACUCCAAGAAUACUCCGCGAACAUCGCCAGCGUGAUAAGGAAUAAUGGACAUAUCUCGCGAGUCAAGGCUGAAGAGUUGGUUCCUGGUGAUAUCGUCUCGGUAUCUGUUGGCGACAGAAUCCCCGCCGACUGUCGCGUUGUUGCGAUCGAAAGCAACAGUUUCGCCGUUGACCAGGCCGUCCUGACUGGAGAGAGCGAAAGUGUUGGGAAGGAUCAUACUGCUGUUGUGAAAGAUGAGAAGGCGGUGCUCCAAGAUCAGGUCAACAUGCUCUUCUCGGGAACCACUGUUGUAACUGGACGUGCGACAGCUAUUGUCGUUCUGACUGGGUCAAAUACUGCCAUUGGUGACAUCCACGAGAGUAUUACAGCUCAGAUUUCUGAACCAACGCCCCUGAAGCAGAAGCUCAACGAUUUUGGUGAUUCUUUGGCAAAGGUUAUUACGGUUAUCUGUGUUCUAGUGUGGCUGAUCAACAUCCCCAACUUCGCGGACCCGAGCCAUGGAAACUGGACUAAAGGCGCUAUCUACUACCUGAAGAUUGCUGUUUCUCUUGGAGUUGCAGCAAUUCCUGAAGGUCUUGCCGUUGUCAUUACAACUUGUUUGGCUCUGGGAACACGUAAGAUGGCUGCGAAGAAUGCUGUGGUCCGAAGCCUUCCUUCGGUCGAGACCCUCGGAAGCUGCAGUGUCAUCUGCUCAGACAAGACCGGUACUCUCACAACUAACCAAAUGAGUGUGAGCAAGAUCGUAUAUAUCAACCAAGACGGAACCGAUUUAGAAGAAUUGGAUGUUGAAGGUACCACAUUUGCACCUAAGGGUGACGUUACGCGCAAUGGCAAGGUUGUGAAAGACCUUUCUCAGAGUUCAAGCACUAUUCGUCAGAUGAAUGAGGUUGCCGCACUCUGUAACGAUGCUCGUCUCGUGUAUGAUGCCCGAACUGGUGCUUUCUCUAAGGUCGGAGAACCCACUGAAGGAGCUUUGAGGGUUCUCGCGGAGAAGAUCGGUCCCUGUGCACCCGCAAAUUCGAACCCUGAAGGUUGUCUUCAUUAUGCCAGCUCCUGGUAUGAGUCUCAGUUCCCCCGACUCGCUACUUAUGAGUUCUCCCGAGACCGAAAGAGUAUGUCCGUUCUUGUCCAAGCAGGUCAACAGAAGAAGCUUCUUGUCAAGGGUGCCCCUGAAUCUAUUUUAGACCGAUGCGCAUUUACUCUGGUUGGUGCCGAGGGAAAGCGGGUUCGCAUUGAUAACAAGCUUCGCAAUCUGCUCAUGAAGGAAGUAGUUGAUUAUGGUAACCGUGGACUGCGAGUCAUUGCACUUGCUAGCCUAGAUGAUGUUGGAUCUAACCCCCUGCUUCAAAACGCUAAGUCGACGGCCCAAUAUGCUCAACUAGAGCAGAACCUCACUUUGCUAGGCCUCGUCGGUAUGUUAGAUCCUCCUCGACCGGAAGUAUCUGGUGCCAUCAAGAAGUGCAAGGACGCUGGAAUCAGGGUUAUUGUUAUCACUGGCGACAACCGCAACACCGCGGAGAGCAUCUGCCGUCAAAUUGGAGUCUUUGGGGAAUAUGAGGAUCUCAAGGGCAAGAGCUACACUGGUCGCGAAUUUGAUAACCUAAACCCCAGCGAACAGCUCGAGGCCGCUAGAAAUGCAUCUCUGUUCUCCCGUGUUGAACCAAGCCAUAAGUCUAAGCUCGUCGAUCUUCUCCAGUCCCUCGGCGAGGUUGUAGCUAUGACCGGUGAUGGUGUCAACGAUGCUCCUGCUCUCAAGAAAGCAGAUAUCGGUGUUGCCAUGGGUUCCGGUACUGAUGUAUCCAAGUUGGCUGCGGACAUGGUACUUGCUGAUGACAACUUCGCUACUAUCGAGGUUGCUAUCGAGGAAGGCCGAUCCAUUUACAACAACACCCAACAGUUCAUCCGCUACCUCAUCUCCUCGAAUAUCGGAGAGGUCGUCUCAAUCUUCCUUACUGCUGCCCUUGGCAUGCCGGAGGCUCUUAUUCCUGUUCAGCUGUUGUGGGUCAACUUGGUUACUGAUGGUCUACCUGCGACUGCGCUAUCUUUCAACCCUCCCGACCACGAUAUCAUGAAGAGACAACCGCGAAAGCGUGAUGAACGACUCAUUGGUGGCUGGUUAUUUUUCCGAUACUUGGUCAUUGGCACUUACGUCGGUAUCGCUACUGUUGCCGGGUAUGCUUGGUGGUUCAUGUACAAUCCCGAGGGACCCCAAAUCAACUUUUACCAACUCUCGCACUUCCACCGAUGCUCUACUGAGUUCUCCGAAAUUGGAUGUGAGAUGUUUAGUAACGACAUGUCCAAGGCAGCCUCGACUAUCUCUCUCUCCAUCCUCGUGGUCAUCGAGAUGCUUAAUGCCAUGAACGCUCUAUCAUCCAGCGAGUCUCUGUUGACUCUGCCGCUCUGGGAAAACAUGAUGCUCGUUUACGCAGUUGGGCUAUCCAUGGCGCUCCACUUUGCACUGCUUUACACUCCCGUCCUUCAGACUUUAUUUUCAAUUUUGCCUCUGAACUGGACUGAGUGGAAAGCAGUGCUCAUCAUCAGUGCCCCCGUUAUUAUCAUUGAUGAAGUCCUCAAGGCAGUCGAAAGGCAAUUCUUCAUCCAGAAGACUACAGAUGAAGCCGAAAAGGCCAAAAAAGAGGCGUAACCAGGUGCAAACCUGUAAUCUAGAUAGACUAGACUAGACGUUCAUACGCAUUCUGAAUUAUGCGUUAUGAACAACCCAAAUUAAAUAAAAUGAAUGAGAAAUACGUUUGAUUGAGG
This is a messenger RNA of Hypoxylon trugodes, 3666 nucleotides long. Its product is annotated as calcium-transporting ATPase sarcoplasmic/endoplasmic reticulum type. NCBI's taxonomy places the organism in Eukaryota, Fungi, Ascomycota, Sordariomycetes, Xylariales, Hypoxylaceae. Gene Ontology annotation, molecular function: ATP binding; ATP hydrolysis activity; P-type calcium transporter activity. Bases 554 to 3550 code for a protein of 998 amino acids. The transcript is spliced from 4 exons. Gene Ontology annotation, biological process: intracellular calcium ion homeostasis; calcium ion transmembrane transport. Gene Ontology annotation, cellular component: membrane. The record is from RefSeq and is a predicted model, not a curated record.